AUGAAUGGAAUACCACCACCACCGCUGCCGGAAGGAUGGACAGAGCAUAAGGCUCCGUCGGGUACACCUUACUACUACAACGCCAGUACAAAGAAAUCCACAUACAAGAGACCGCUACCUGUGCCACCUGCUGGAAUGCAAAUGCAAAUGCAAAUGGCACCGCCGCCAGCACCGAUGCAAGCGCCAGCUGCGCCUGCAGCACAGCCAAGCCAGACGAAGAAGACCAAGAAAGAAAAACCAGCGAAAAAGACAUCGAUAGAAGGUACAGCGUGGAUGAGGAUAACGACAAAUCUCGGAAAUACCUUCUACCUCCACACUGAGCGCAAGGAAAGUGUGUGGGAGGUGCCUGCUGAGAUAGCAUCGCAGGUGUCGCAGCUAGAAGAGGACGAGCAGAAUGGGAAUGCUGCUGCUGCAGAGAAGAAGCGGAAGCGUGAGCAGAAGGAGCCCGGUGAUAGCGGCUGGAUAGACGUUGAGCCGAAGAAAGCCAGAGAGGAUGGAGAAAAUGAAGACGGCAGCGGUGACGGUGGAGACGACGCAGACUACGCAGCAGCAGCGCGGGCGGCAAUGGACGCAGAACGCAACCACAAUAAGAAUAUACUCGAUGCCGAGCUGGCUGAGCAGCGCGAGAUGGAGAAUGAACGUAUGAGAGAAUACCAAGAGAAGAAAGCCGCAGAGAUCGAAGCUAACUAUAACCAUGAAGAGGCCGUCGCGCUGUUCAAGAGCAUGCUGGAGGAGUAUGAUAUCAAUCCACUCAUGCCUUGGGAUAUGGCUCUUACCACUUUCGUUAAUGAUAGCCGGUAUACUAGUCUGAGGAAUACCGAGGAUAGGCAGGAUGCAUUCGAUGAGUAUUGCAGGGAUAAAGCGCAGUCGGCGAAAAGGAGUACUGUCAGUGUUGACCCAGCCAUCAGCUACAGGGAGCUGCUUCGAUCGGAGGUUACAAGCACGCGUGCGCGCUUCGAAGAAUUCAGGAAGACAUUCAAGAAGGAUAGACGCUUCUUUGGAUUCGGUAGAGAUGACAAAGAGAGAGAAAAGGUGUUCAAAUCGUGGUUAAGGGAGUUGGGAGAAGCUAAACGCCAAGAAGCUCAGAAGGUGGAGGAGGGAUUCAAGAGGCUGCUGAGAGACACUAGCGAUAUUACAGCUCAGUCUGAUUACAAGGAGUUAAAACCGCUACUCUCUUCUCAUUCUGCGUAUAAGAAGCUGCAGUCGGGAAGUACCAAGGAAGCGCUCUUUAACGCAUACAAGAAAGAAUUGGCGGGUGAGCAACCAGAGGAAUUACCCAAAGCUGAAGAAAACGUAAUACCUGCGCCUAUAGAAGACGAGCCCAAAAAGCUAGACAAAGCUGCCAGGGCUGAAGCCUCACUUAAGGCACGCCAAGAGAAUUUCAAUAAGGAAAGAGAAAGUCUUGAUAAGAAGACGCAAGCGUCCAAAACUGCUCUAGCCGGCAAUGAAGCUGAAAGAGAAUACCGGACUUUGUUGAUAGACACGGUGAGGAAUCACAAGAUCAGGUGGAGAGAGCUGGAAGGAGAGCUGGCCAAGGACAGCAGAUUCAACGUCGAUCUCAGCGUAAGAAGAAAGAGGGACCUUUUCGAAGAGCACGCCGAUGGGAUCUACAACAAGCGGGUGAAUGGGGUGAAGGAGCUCUUUGAGAGGGAAUUCAAGACUCUCGAUGAUGCAUUUGAAGAUGUGCACGACAAGAUCAAGGACGAGGUGGCGGUGAAGGUGUUAGACGCGUCGGUGGCAGAACUAGAAAGAAUCUACGUCGAGUGGCAGGCAGCCAAGUUUAGAAACGCGGUUAAGGAAUUCAAGGAGCUUCUGAAAGAGUCUUCCUUUGUCGGAUACUGGGGCCGCGUAAAGAAAGGGGAGGAAGAUGCGACAAAGGAUGCAGAAAAGGUCUUCAAAGCAGAGGAAGAUGAUGAUGAUGAGACAGACGAGGGCGUGUUCGGCGGUGGGAAUAAGGAUCUCAAGCAGCUGGCUCAGCAGGUGAAUAUUGACGAGAUGGAGAAAAUUUUAUCCAACGAUAGCAGGUACAGAAUAUUACAAGGUUGGGAUAAGAGGAGGGAGGUUAUACUGGAGUAUUUGAGCGGGAUGGAUAAGGACAUUAAGAUUUUGACUUGA
Messenger RNA from Wallemia ichthyophaga EXF-994, 2115 nucleotides. Its product is annotated as Transcription elongation regulator 1. Bases 1 to 2115 code for a protein of 704 amino acids. Gene Ontology annotation, cellular component: nucleus. Gene Ontology annotation, molecular function: RNA polymerase binding; transcription coregulator activity. The transcript has 5 exons. The record is from RefSeq and is a predicted model, not a curated record. Lineage: Eukaryota; Fungi; Basidiomycota; Wallemiomycetes; Wallemiales; Wallemiaceae.